AUGCAGAGUCCAAAUGCUGUAUUAAGGUUGCGAUUUAACCAUUUUGCUACAGAAUGUAGCUGGGACCAUAUGUAUGUAUAUGAUGGUGAUUCAAUAUAUGCACCUUUGAUAGCCGUAUUCAGUGGUCUGAUAGUUCCAGAGCUGCAUGGGAAUGAGACUGUACCUGAAGUAGUUACCACAUCUGGUUAUGCAUUGCUGCACUUUUUUAGUGAUGCUGCUUAUAACUUAACUGGAUUUAAUAUUUUUUAUUCGAUUAAUUCCUGCCCAAACAAUUGCUCAGGCCAUGGAAAGUGUGUGACUGGAAAUAGCGGCAGGGUAUUCUGUGAAUGCGAUGAGUAUUGGAAAGGGGAAGCUUGUGACAUUCCAUAUUGUAAGGACAACUGUGGAAGCCCAGAUCAUGGCUACUGUGACCUAACUGGAGAGAAGCUCUGUGUCUGUAAUGACAGCUGGCAAGGACCAGAUUGUUCUUUGACAGUUCCAUCAAUGGAAUCCUACUGGGUACUGCCAAACAUUAAACCCUUUAGUCCCAGCGUGAGCCGUGCAUCUCACAAGGCUAUUGUAUAUGGAAAGUUUAUGUGGGUGUUUGGUGGAUAUACUUUCAAUCAUAGUUCAUCGCAGAUGAUCCUUAAAUACGAUUUGGAGAGCAAUGGAUGGGCAGGUGUAUCCAUAGUAAGUGUUGCAAGACCGUCUCCAAGAUAUGGGCAUUCCUUAGUAUUAUAUCAGCUUCAUAGUAGCGUGUUGAUACAAUUUAUUGAUACAAGUGUUUUAUUUUGCUUUUCUAAACAUAAACUUAGGACAAUCCUUAAAGAAAGUGGAUUUGCUCGUUAUCUACAUUCAGCGGUCAUCAUCAGUGGGGCUAUGCUCAUUUUUGGCGGGAACACCCAUAAUGACACAUCUCUGAGCCAUGGAGCAAAAUGUUUCUCUGCUGAUUUCCUAGCAUACGAUAUUGCCUGUGAUGAAUGGACAAUACUUCCAAAACCCAAUUUGCAUCGUGACCUCAAUAGAUUCGGACACUCAGCAGUUGUAAGCAAUGGAUCUAUGUAUGUGUUUGGCGGUUUCUCCAGUAUGCUUUUGAAUGAUGUCCUCGUAUACAAACCUUCAAGCUGUGAAGCCUUCAGUGAAGAUCUUUGUUUGAAUGCUGGUCCAGGUGUUAGAUGUUUGUGGCACAAGCAUCAUUGUGUUCCGUGGGAACUGGGCCAAAGUAAUAGUAGCUUCCAUGAGGUGAAAUGUCCCCUCAAAACCACGGCUACAGACGACAGAUGUUUCAAAUAUACAGACUGUGGCAGCUGUACAGCCAAUAUGAAUGGGUGUCAGUGGUGUGAGGAUAAGAAAUGCAUUUCUAUAACCAGCAACUGCUCUGUGUCUGUAAGAAACAAUACAAAAUGUCGUGUACGGAAUAUGCACAUUUGUAGCAAAUUUACAAGUUGCAAGACCUGUUCAAUGAAGCUUAACUGUCAGUGGGAUGAGCGGAACCAAGAAUGUCAAGCUCUGCCAGCUCAUCUUUGUGGAGAAGGUUGGAGUCAUGUUGGAGAUGUCUGCCUCCGGAUCAACACAAGUCGAGAAAACUAUGAUAACGCAAAACUUUAUUGCUACAAUCUGAGUGGCAAUCUUGCCUCUCUUACCACGUCUAAAGAAGUUGAAUUUGUUCUAGAUGAGCUACACAAAUAUACAGUUCAGAAAAUAUCACCUUGGGUUGGAUUGCGCAAAAUUAACAUCUCCUACUGGGGCUGGGAAGAUAUGUCACCUUUUACAAACACAACUCUGCAGUGGCUCCCUGGUGAACCCAAUGACUCUGGUUUCUGUGCAUAUCUAGUAAGAGCUGAAAUUGUUGGAUUGAAGGCUUAUGCGUGCACUGAAAUGGCAAGUGGUCUAGUUUGUGAAAAACCAGUUGUCAGUCCAAAUCAAAAAGCCAGACCCUGCAAGACACCUUGUUCCCUCCGAACAACUUGUUCGAACUGCACAAGCCAGAAUGUGGAAUGUAUGUGGUGCAGCAGUGCUAAGCGUUGUGUGGAUUCAAAUACAUAUGUAAUUUCUUUUCCGUAUGGACAGUGCAUGGAGUGGCAAACUGUGAACUGUCUUUCUUGUCAAUGUAAUGGUCACAGCACAUGCAUCAACAGCAGUAUUUGUGAACAAUGUAAGAAUCUGACUGCUGGAAAGCAAUGUGAAGCUUGCAUGCAGGGAUACUACGGAGACCCAAUUAAUGGUGGCAGAUGUCAAUCUUGUAAAUGCAAUGGACAUGCAAAUGCUUGCCAUGCCCAAACUGGACAGUGCUUCUGUACAACAAAAGGAAUCAAGGGAGAUCAGUGCCAGUUGUGUGAAUCGGAUAACCGCUACCUUGGUAACCCACUCAAAGGAACUUGCUACUACAGUCUUUUGAUUGAUUAUCAGUUUACCUUCAGCCUCACCCAGGAUGAUGACCGCCAUUAUACAGCUAUCAACUUUAUGGCUACCCCAGAGCAGACAAAUAAAGAUCUUGACUUGUCCAUCAAUGCAUCAAACAAUUUCAAUUUAAAUGUCACUUGGUCUAUUGGCUCAACAGCUGGAACAAUAUCUGGAGAGGAAGUACCUAUAAUCUCAAAAGCAAACAUUAAAGAGUACAGAGAUGGCUUUUCUUAUGAGAAGUUUAAUUUUCGCAACAAUCCAAAUAUCACAUUCUACGUAUAUGUUAGCAACUUUAGUUGGCCCAUCAAAAUACAGAUUUCCUUUUCACAACACAGUAGCUUUAUGGAUCUCGUCCAAUUCUUUGUCACGUUUUUCAGCUGUUUCCUGUCAUUACUCUUGGUGGCUGCUGUUGUGUGGAAAAUCAAACAAACUUGCUGGGCUUCGCGAAGGAGAGAGCAACUCAUGAGGGAAAGACAGCAGAUGGCUAGUCGUCCUUUUGCAUCUGUUGAUGUUGCCCUGGAAGUUGGAGCUGAACAGCUUGAUAAUGUGAGAGGACCGCCUGAGGGAGCCCCCAAACCUAUUGCUGUGGAGCCCUGUUCAGGAAACAAAGCUGCAGUGUUGACAGUUUUUAUUUGCCUGCCACGAGGUUCAAGUGGUACUCCUCCUCCUGGACAAACAGGUCUUGCCAUAGCCAGUGCACUUAUAGAUAUUUCUCAACAAAAACCAAAUGAGUGCAAAGAGAAGACCUCAGCAGUUAGGAACAGAAAACAACUCCCUCCAACGCAUCAAGGCACUUGUGUAUAAAUUGUACAAAAACUGCACUUGUUUAUCUUUAAUCUUUUUUUCCUUUUGAUGUGGCUUUAUUUAUAAAGCCACUCAAUAGCCUGAGAUUUGACGGGGCAACAGCAUAAGAAUAUUAAAAUAUGGGCCCUGUCAUCUCCACAUACAAAGUCAGAGAUGGGUCCUGUACCAGUCAAUGGGGGUUAGACUUGUCUUCCGUGCUGUCAUUUUGAUACAUUACAUUUUCACAUCAUUAGUCAUAUUUUUGAAUACGAUCAUGGAAAUAAAAUUUAAAAUGCUCAAUGACCACAGAAUUUUUUUUUUCAUUUUCGGAACAUGUUGAUGGCAAUUAAUUGUGUAUGAAUAACUAUCAGUCUUUUUUAAGAUUGUCAAAGUAUUAAUGCAAAUUAGUUAACAGAGGAAUGAAUGUUUUUGAUAUAUGUGGUACUGCAGCUUUGGUAAAUGUGAAGAGGGAGGAAAGAAAUGUGUAAAUGUGGAUAUAUUUGUAACUAUCUCUGAAGUCUCCAGUUAUUUUUAUUUUACCGUGGACAUAAUAAUACCACUGUGGGCAGUUUGAUUCAUGGUUGCUUGCAUGUUACAAUGGUGCUGGAGCAAUAAUUAGAAAUCAAUAGUAUGCUAAUUAUUUGACAAAAAUAUACAAGUGUUGCAAUUUAUGAUAUUCCUGGAUUCUGCGUUUACAUUUCAGUUUUAGUAGGGGAUGCAGAAAAUACUUCACAGCUGUGUUGUUGCAUCACAGUAUAGGAGAGCAUUUAUAAAAAUGUUAUUUAUUGUAGACAUCUAAGGGGAAAACCGCACAUAAUUACAUUUUUUAAUCAUAGUAUAUCCAUUUUGAUGUUAGUUUACUGGGACAACUAUAUAUUACAGAAGAAAAGAAAACACAGCUUGGAAAGCAGAUUGUGCAGUUCUGUUAGUGGUCAGUAUGUAAAUAACUUUAAUAAACACUUAAUUGAAAUGAUUGAUAUGUAAUGGUGAGGGACACAGGGUAGAAGAAUAAGAUGAAUUCAUGUUUUUAUUUGGUUAUUGGCUGGGUUUGCGUGGCUGAGUUUGUCACAUAAAAGUUUAGCCAAACAAUAAAUUUGAAAGAAUGUUCUGCUUUUUCUAAUUGAAAUUUGAUGUAAUUUUUAAAAAUGUGCAUCAGGCUAACAUGGGACACUUGGUUCAGUAAUGUAUCUGAUUCCAGUUUUCAUAUUUGAAGGAAAUCUUCUAGUAGACUUAUAGUAGGCAAUGAUCUUGGACUUUUCCCCACUGUGUAUACAGAAGCUGUUCUUUAUAUGUAACAUUUGUGUUGAAUUGCACUGAUCUAUGGGAUUUUAGUUCUAUAUUGGAAACGCAUUUUAAGUAAUUGUGUAUGAAGGAUUGAAGGAAGCCCCAUUUUUUGCCUCAUAUUUCAGAUAAAGGUUCUGUGAUUACCAUUUUUUACUAAUUUGUUCCAUUCCAUUUGUGUCAUUCAUAAAACUGUAAAGUCACAUCUGUAAAUACACAUCUGACAGGGGCAGUCAGGUGAUUGCACAAAGAAGUAUUUUACACUGAAAUGUUUAGAUUUGUAUCAUUAAAGAACAGCUCACUUAAAUUCUGUGUUUACCUGUGUAAAACAGUUUUGAAGCUUCAACGUAAUAAAAAGAACUGAAAGUA
Rhincodon typus (whale shark) is the source of this 4815-nucleotide messenger RNA. It is a transcript of the gene atrnl1b, whose product is annotated as attractin-like 1b. The record is from RefSeq and is a predicted model, not a curated record. The coding region runs from base 1 to 3186 and encodes 1061 amino acids. Gene Ontology annotation, cellular component: Golgi apparatus. Gene Ontology annotation, molecular function: protein binding. The transcript is spliced from 25 exons. NCBI's taxonomy places the organism in Eukaryota, Metazoa, Chordata, Chondrichthyes, Orectolobiformes, Rhincodontidae.